Molecule: messenger RNA, 3527 nt
Organism: Blastomyces gilchristii SLH14081
Lineage: Eukaryota; Fungi; Ascomycota; Eurotiomycetes; Onygenales; Ajellomycetaceae
Product: vacuolar protein 8
Exons: 7
Coding region: 668-2350 (560 amino acids)
Biological process (GO): nucleus-vacuole junction assembly; vacuole inheritance
Cellular component (GO): fungal-type vacuole membrane
Molecular function (GO): protein-membrane adaptor activity; protein binding
Source: RefSeq, a predicted model, not a curated record
CUGCGCCGGGCUGCGAUUGGUGGCUUCCCAGCGCAGACAUCGAUCGUCUCCUCAACAACAUCCCCGGGCCAAGUCCAACCCCAAGACAUCACAUCACCACCAAACUUCUGGCGAUCCACCAUCUUCUUCUCGCAUGACAGAGACAGACCCUGUUCUCUCCAUGCCCCAAUCACAAGACUAGCUCUUCCACCCACUACCCUCUGAGUUAAUCCCAACUCUAUCCCCAUCCAACCCCAUCCCCGUCCGUCCUCCACCAUCUAAUAUCUCUUCCACUCAUGCUACUAGCUCUUCCCUACCCCAAUCACGCGCCUUGCCUGUUUCUGCUCCCCCACAACGUCCUCUUCAUUCCCGCUGGCGCUUAACCAGUCGAUCUCCCUCUCUCAACGACGCUGCAGUCCAAGGUCUCCUGAGGUCUUCCCAGGUGUGGCGCCCCCGCAGGCUCAAUAUCAACGAACCCAGCCGCUCCUCUCUCGUCCCAUCACCCCUCCGCGCCCUCUCCAAUCCCGACGCAGUGAUAUCAUCGAAACGAACGUAAUAUUUUAUUAAAAAUAGAACUCCUACUGCUGCUGCAGCUCGCCUCGCCAGCUCCAAGCUUCUCCUCUUCCCGUCUAGUUAGCUACGGAGGAUCUCUCUGGUCCCUUGGGGACUGGUCCAUCCCGCGCCAGAGAUGGGGAAUGCUUGCCUGGCCUGCCUGACAGGUCGAUCUAGGGACGGUCUCUACGAACCCAUCCUAGCAGAUAACGAACGCGAGGCCGUCGCUGAUCUCCUCCAGUACCUCGAGAACCGAAAUGAAACCGAUUUCUUCAGCGGAGAACCACUUAGUGCUCUUAGCACCCUUGUAUACUCAGAUAAUGUUGACCUCCAACGAAGCGCCAGCUUGACCUUCGCGGAGAUAACGGAAAGAGAUGUCCGGGAAGUAAAUAGAGAAACUCUCGAACCUAUCCUAUUCCUCCUCCAGAGUCCCGAUAUCGAAGUACAGCGAGCGGCUAGUGCAGCUCUGGGGAACCUCGCUGUCAAUACUGAAAACAAGGUCAAUAUCGUCCUGCUUGGGGGACUGGCACCUUUAAUAAGACAAAUGAUGUCACCCAAUGUCGAAGUACAAUGCAAUGCCGUCGGUUGCAUCACCAACCUAGCCACCCACGAAGAUAAUAAAGCGAAAAUUGCGCGAUCGGGCGCCCUUGGCCCCUUGACAAGACUGGCAAAAUCAAAAGACAUGCGUGUGCAACGAAAUGCCACUGGAGCCCUUCUAAACAUGACCCAUUCUGAUGAAAAUCGACAGCAGCUCGUCAUCGCCGGCGCGAUACACGUUUUAGUGCAACUACUCUCUUCAUCCGAUGUCGAUGUUCAGUACUACUGUACAACAGCGCUGAGCAAUAUUGCAGUGGAUUCGGACAACAGAAAGAAGCUCGCGCAAACAGAAUCCCGCCUUGUUCAAUCCCUCGUUCAGCUCAUGGACUCCUCCACACCUAAAGUACAAUGCCAAGCUGCCCUUGCCCUGAGAAAUCUUGCCUCCGAUGAGAAAUAUCAACUCGAGAUCGUCCGUGCUCGGGGCCUUGCACCGUUACUCAGACUACUACAGUCGUCAUACCUCCCGCUUAUCCUCUCAGCGGUUGCAUGCAUCCGAAAUAUUUCUAUACACCCUCAUAACGAAUCUCCAAUUAUUGAUGCCGGAUUCUUAAAACCACUCGUGGAUCUACUGGGCUCGAUAGACAACGAGGAAAUUCAAUGCCAUGCCAUAUCCACAUUACGGAACUUAGCAGCCAGUUCAGAUCGUAACAAGGAGCUUGUCCUGCAAGCAGGUGCCGUACAGAAAUGCAAGGAGCUUGUCUUGAAAGUACCCUUGAGCGUGCAGUCUGAGAUGACCGCCGCAAUUGCAGUUCUUGCCCUUAGUGACGAGCUGAAGUCGCACCUGCUAAAGCUAGGCGUUUUCGAUGUUUUGAUACCCCUGACGGAUUCGGAAAGCAUAGAAGUUCAAGGAAAUAGCGCGGCUGCCUUGGGAAACUUGUCGUCUAAGGUUGGCGACUAUUCUAUAUUCGUGAGAGAUUGGUCAGAGCCGAACGGCGGCAUUCACGGAUACCUAAGCCGGUUCCUAGCCAGCGGUGACCCAACUUUCCAGCACAUCGCAAUCUGGACUCUGCUCCAGCUUCUCGAGUCCGAAGACAAGCAGCUGCACGGCUAUAUUGCCCGCUCAGAAGAUAUUGUUGACAUGGUUAAGACGAUUGCUGAUAAGAAUGUGGAAUCUGACGAUGAAGAAGCUGCUGAGGAUGACGAGGGCGAGGUUGUUGCUUUGGCGCGGCGGUCUCUGGAGUUGAUUGGCCAUGGUCGUAAGCAACUACUAGUUGAUGGUUGAUCACUGACUGUCUGUUUUGUUUAGUUUCAUUUGGUGGUGUGCUAGCAGUUGGUAUUUUGUGGUAUUGUUUUAUUGUUGGCAUCGCCGUAUAUCGUUUCCCGAGUAGUUUUUAUACCGCCCGAUAAUCAUCUUUUCCAUCUCGCGAGGAGUUCCACGGGGGCAUAUUGCUUGUGUUUGGUGCUUUUUGUUUGCCGUUCCUUUUUUGUCUUCUAUUGUUGUAUGGGGAUAAAUCAUCCCUGUCAGUUUUCCCGUGUUUGUGUUUUCUGUUUCCCUGUUUCCAUACUUUUCCUCUCCUCUUUUCUGCUAUGUGUGAUCAAGAGAACAGCCAGCAUUGGCAUCCAUGAGAGGCACUGUCUUAAAUGUUUUUAUUCUUGCUUGUCAGCCUUCGCUGAUCAGCUUUCUUUUCUUUCCAUUUUCCUAUUUCUUCCUUGUCCUACGCUUUUACCCAUAUUCCCUUUGGUAUAUCACUUUCUUCUUCUUUUUGUUUUUUUCCUCGUUUCUGUUCAUUUUACUAUCCUUUGUUCCCCUUCUGUUGAUGAUAAUGGUGAAUUAGUACUAGGCUGUGAAAGGGUUUCCAGGAGGCAGGGGAAUGAUGAGCCCUAGCUGUUGUUGCGAUGGAUGAGGUAGCAUAAGCAUAUUUCCUACGCUCCAUACAUCCAUAUGUAAAUUUUCUAUCAGAGAAUGAGGUAUAUUACUUGGUCGGAAAGGGGGAAAGAGAGAUGAGGAGAGCGAUUGUUAGUGGUUCGAAAGAAGGGCAUCUGAUGAAGAAGAUGUGAUUGCGAUGAAAAGGGUAAGAGAAUCCAUAUUGUUAUUAUCAUUGGAAUAGCUAUUUGCAUAUAUAUUUAUAUUCGACAUCGCGGAGAAAGUGAUUCCUGUUCUUUGAUAUUUUGAUGCUGUCAAAGAUACAGAUUAGGGAAAUAAGAAUACUCAGCCAUCAUUUUACAUUAUUCUUUUUGCAAUUUCCCUUCCUUGUUUUAUUUUUAUUUUUAUUUCUUUUUCUCCAUGUAACUUCGCUGUUAUUUUGCUGCCUAUGUAGCUACAUAGGUAGUUAUUGGCUUACAUGCCUUGUUUUCUUCUGUAAUCAAGCAGUUUUCAACUGGUUGGUUGCUCUACACAGUACGGAGUAGACACAUAUCUAAAUGCUUGUUUUACAAUAAUCUGUACACAUGUAUUCUUU